Messenger RNA from Anopheles moucheti, 8082 nucleotides. RefSeq names its product RNA-binding protein Musashi homolog Rbp6 (gene Rbp6). Gene Ontology annotation, molecular function: RNA binding. NCBI's taxonomy places the organism in Eukaryota, Metazoa, Arthropoda, Insecta, Diptera, Culicidae. Gene Ontology annotation, cellular component: cytoplasm. The transcript is spliced from 11 exons. The record is from RefSeq and is a predicted model, not a curated record. The coding region runs from base 1216 to 1992 and encodes 258 amino acids.
AGGAAUGUCCUGGCUCGUGCCGCUUUGGUGCCUGUACAGUUUUCGUACAACCCCACUUUGUUGCUACCCUUAUAUUGUGGUGGGCCCUGCCCGGAACAGUUAGUACUCAUCGUAUCCUCCUCAUUCGCUGUUUAGCGCUAGUCGAGUUUACGUCGAUUAACCGUCCCCGUUGUUUGUUGAUUUUAUUGCCAUACACAUACAGGCACGCAAAAAAGUAAAGCGAGAAACGUAUAGAAGCAAAAGCUAAAGUAGUCUCACCGCGGCAUUACGCAUUAAACCAACUAGAAGGAAAUAAAAAGUAGUUCAAAAAGGGUUAGUCAAAAUUGUUUGACGUCCUGUAUUCAGUGGGCAAUAGGCAAAGGUUAAAAAACGGGAGGAAAACAGUGUGCACCAAUUUUCCUUCAAUCACUAAUAGCGUAUAAUCAAACCCGAAGCCAUCUAAACACCCUCCCCCCGGGGAAAGUUGCUGCCGUUAAAGUUGUUUAAAGUUCACACUUGUGCGAGUGUGCGAGAGUGUGUAUCGCCUCCACCAAAAAAAAAAAAAAAAAAAUCCGCGUCCGGUUCGGUUGUUUAAGUGUUGUUCGAAAGUGAAGUUAAUAACGCGCGCGUAGUUUUGAAAAGAAUACACCAAUUCUCGUCAAUCCCGGAAGCAAAGAAAAAGAGAGAAAAUUUCCCUGUUGAAAAUACCGGGUAGAGCGGAAAUAGCCAGAAAGAAAGGUGUUUUGUGUGUGCGUGUGUAUCUGUGUAUUGUGUGAUUGUGAGCCGCUAACCCUCUUGAGGCCAAAAGGCAUUCCCUCAUCGCCAAAAAAGGGGGCUGUUCCGCUUUUCCGCCGCGCUGUGUUUUUGCUGUGUCUAACGCACACACAUACAGUUAUACAAUUAGCCAGUGGUGUCGUGCCAGUUGUAGGAGAAAUCAGCGCGAAAAGCAAAGGUUACAGCAAACCAAGUAGGCACAGGCGAAAAAAAACGAGCGCCCAGCACUACGACCCAUCCUGCUACGACCGCACUAACGCAUCGCAUCGGCCAACGGAAUCGGGCGCCGCGAAUCGACACGCGGCAGCAAAAACCCCAGGUUUUUCUGUUGGUUUGCUUCUUCUGGGAAGGAAAAUUUUCGAGGAACGACCCCGGUACGACGCAUACGGCCUCAAGAUUUUCCCGUCCACAAUUAAGGAAAUAACGGCGCCAGUAAACUACUUCCUAACGAAAAAAGUCAUUAUGGUGACGAGAACGAAGAAAAUAUUCGUGGGCGGACUCUCAGCGCCAACCACGCUGGAAGACGUUAAAAGCUACUUCGAACAAUUUGGACCGAUUGAAGAUGCGAUGCUAAUGUUUGACAAACAAACCAACCGGCACAGAGGCUUCGGAUUUGUGACAUUUCAGAGUGAAGAUGUAGUUGACAAAGUUUGCGAAAUUCACUUUCAUGAAAUCAAUAACAAAAUGGUCGAAUGUAAAAAAGCACAACCCAAAGAAGUGAUGCUUCCAGCGAAUCUGGCCAAAACGCGCACCGCCGGGCGUGGGACAUACGAUUUUAUGUGGUCGCUGGGGACAUUACCUGAUGGUUUCCCCGCUGCCGCAUACGCUGCGUACGCAGCCGGUCGUGGCUUUUCCGGCUACCCGAGCUUUGGACUACCGUACCCAACAGUUGACAUCACCAAUGGGCAAUUGACACCAAACAACAACACACCGUUACUGACGCAGGCUCUUUCGGUAAUGAACAACUACCAGGCCGCCGCAGCAGCUGCCGCGCAAGGUUUUGGCCCGCCAGCAUCGCCACACACCACCACCACCCGGACCGCAGCCGGCUUCCCGAAUGCCAACUCGCCCGGACCGACGAUCGACAUGUACAGCUCGAGCGCGGCAGACAGCGUCGGAUACGUUCAAGCCACCAGCCCGCAGCCAUCCGGAUUCCCAGCGAUCGCCGUCAGCCGUGCCCCGCUAAAUUACAGCCCGGGCCAACUAAUUCCAGCGGCAUUCACCAAUGGCUACCAUUGAAACAAACUAAGCAAUAUUUGAUCAGCAUCGCUAGUACUUUGGACUGGAGUUUGAUAACAGCAAGCUUGUAAAACCGUGAAUUUGCUGAUGAACCAUUCAAAACGACGUGCAUGGGAGGGGCCAGGAGGAAAGGAGCGAACGGGGAAAACGAACGGAAACCACAAACGCAGAAAAUAGCAACAUCCUUUUACAGUGUCGGUUAAGAAGCAGCAACACCGCUACCGCUAAUCAUCAUCCAUACUGUCAUCAUCAUCAUCAUCAACAACAAACAUCUCGGCUACGAUGGUCGCUGACGAUGGUAAACGGCCGUAAUCGUGUGUGCCAAGGAGGAGUGAUCCGAUAGGAGAAGAUAAAAAGAAAGUGAUUGGUUGGCAACAGGCAAACGCGGAAAAGCAGUGGACAUAACGUACGGUAUGAUUCUUCAUAUGAUCAAUUUUCUUAAACAUGGGAUGCGGUUUUAAAGAGAACCCCUUUCAAAUUGUUUGCUAUCAAUUAAUUUUAAAAGCGAUGAAAUCAGUUGUUGUAAGAAAUAUGAUUAUACUUUCAAUGUUCCCAGUUCGUUUAGGAAAAAUCGGAAAACGUUUUGAUAUAAAUCCUAGGUAGCAUAAAAAAAGGCUACGUAAUUUACGUUUGGUUUUAUGGAUGAGUAAGAGAAUAUUUUUAAAAAAUCAUAAAUGCCUUAGAAGAUUGAUUUUGUUUAAAAUCAACCAAUUUUUUAAUAAUAAGGUCAUGUUUAGUGUUAUUAAGCUAAGCAAUAUUUUCCAUGUAAGCGAACAUUUCUUUUCUUAAAUCUUUUUUCGACUAAUUUAAUAAUGUUGCAACCAACCGUUUGAGCCUAUGGCUACUACGUUAGGUCACAUAAGCCCAUUUCCUCCGUGUGAUGAUGAUGGCGGAUGUCAAUUACAACAUUAUUUCACACUCGUUUCUAGAACAGUGUGCUAGACGCGAGCAGCAAACGAGCCCACCUUUCUCAUUUGUGUGCAACAGCAAACAUAAUGCAGAAAAAUACCAAAUCAUGGCUUUUUGCAGUGUGCAGCUAUCGUCGCAGGGUCUCAUAUAUCUGUUUUGCUUUGAAAGCAUACAGCACCAGCACAUAAAGCUGCUGCUGAUGGGUGAUGUGGACACUUGUGCAUUUUGUAACCCGGUUUAUGUGGCCAUGCACGGCGUAUGCUUCCUUUACUUCCCUAAAAGACCAGAACAUCAAACCCCUGCUUCUGGUGAAGCCUGCCAUAUUCUGCGAGUGGUACCUGGGGUCGGGAGAGUAAAGGGGGCAAUUCAGACGUUGAUAAAAUCCUCACUUGACAUCGAGUGAAGCAACAAUUUAAAUAGGCAAUUUUCACGCAAAACAAGCAAAUGGAAUACAACAAAAAAAAACAGAAGAUAAUGGAUAAUCGAGUUGAAAAUAUAAUUAUUAAACCAAACAAAUACAACAACAAAACCACGUUGCAGCCCAAGUUAAGUGCAGAAGGCGCAAAUAAACGAUAUAUACAACUCGAUAUACUAAAUUAAAGAAAUGAGAGAAACGAAGAAGAACAAAUAACAACACACACAUACACACACAUUAUAAAUAUAUAUAUAUAUACAUACGUUAAGGUAAACAGAAAACUAAACUUCAUUGUUUAAACUAUGAGCUAAACGAAACAAACAUCAACACGAUUUGUUUUCAAAACCCCAAUUUGUUAUUACGAAUAAUUACUAUUUACUUAAUGUCUUUUUGAAUUUAAGCCAAUUUAAAAAGCAAAUACUUAGCUAAAUGAAACAAAACAAAAAACAAAAAUAAUAUUACAUCACGCAAAAUGGAACAAAAAAAAAACAAAACAAAGUGAACAAAAAACUCAUCAAAAGAACCAAAAAUUUACCAUUUCUAAAUGCAAAACAAUACAAUACACUCUCCCUUUCCUUUUUCACACGACGAACAUUGCCUCUGCUGUGUCCUUUUGUUUUCCACAAAUCGGACCGCAAAUGGACCGCGCGCUAGUAGUUAAAAUGGGAGUGCACUGGAUGCACUCUCUGGGAGCGACCCUCCUUGCGAUGUAUUCCUCUCGCUGCACUAGGCAGCAAGGGUGAUACAAGCAAAAUUUACCAUCAUUGUAUGAGCGUUGUACAGGCGUACGUACACGCACAAACUGUACGCAACUCACUGUAAGGAUAAGCCAUUUUUUAUCUCUUCAUGUUGCGGGUUUUGUGUAGAUGUGAGUUAGCGCUUGCACACUGUACAGUGAUGGGUGUUUAAACUUGACACGGGACAGGAUUAAAAGAAGCUAACGAUUCCCCUUUCUCCCUCUUCUCCCUUUCUCCCUCUUGCAACCUUGUCCUUCAACCAACACACACACACACACAAAUUACAUUGACAUAACGAACACACGAAUACACACUAUCAAUUAUUGAACAAUUAUUACGUUUGCUACAAGCAUAUUAAGAUUAACGUAACUUUUUUUAUAAUGUAAAACAAAGGAAGCUAGUGGUCUUAGGUAUAAAAAUAUAAAUAUAUAAAUAUAUAUAUUUAUUGAAGACAAACUGAGGCGCAACAAAACACGCGAAUGAGAAGACAAAACAAAACAAAACAGAGCAAGCGGAAAACCCUCACACGCCACUAUAUACAGAAACACACAAGGAAAACAGGAUGAUAAAUCAGGCAGCAAGCGCAUACCACACGCAGGUGGAGGUGCAAGUGGGUAGCAGCAGUUGGUGCAUGAUCGAAAGACAGAAAUGACUGUUACAAUUCUUUUAUUCAUAAAUGCACACAUUUUAUCACAAAAAAAAACGCCACCUCCCAAACUUGUCUCAAAAAAUUGCGGGAAGACAGUUUUGCGUUGUCGUGUUGUGUUUGUGUGCUUCGAUUUGUUUUGUAUCCACUUGCGCACCAUUUUGCUAGAAGCGUGUUUUUGCAAAUAGUGAUGGGUUCGCUAUGUGUACCAGCCUCAGUACACAGCACCCCGAGCCUACGGAAACCAAACGAAGGCUCGAGAGGAAGAUAUGAAAUUUUACCACUUUUAAUCGUCGCCGUUACUUUUUACUGUUUCUUCUUCGUUUCUAUUCCUGUUUCCAUUUUUCAACACGUGAAAAGUGGAACCAACACGGUAAAAAUAAUAUAUACAAGGGCGAGUUGAUGGGGAAGGGGGAUUUAGGGGAGGGGGGGGGGGGGGGAAACCCGAGGUUCGACAACGCAAGCCGAACAACAACACUGAACACACAAUUACACAAAAUACACACACACAAUACACAGAAAACAAAUGAUUAUAGUAAUUGAAACUUCCCCCCCUCCCAAAAGAAAAAAAAGUCGAAAAAAAGAUUGAUGUUUGUAUGAAAUAGAUAUGGAGAAAAUAUUAAGUAAAAGCCCUGGAAACGUGGAUGGUGAAAACGCAAUAAUUGUUAUAUUAGUACGAUGAAGACAGUGGCAGACACAUGGACAGAAGCUAAGGCAUGAGCAAAUAGAGAAGUGCUGAAGCGACGAUUCAUGUCCGAAGUGGGCCACGGACCGAAGCUAAUUAAUUAUAUGAAAUCGAGACGGUGGAGCAGAAUGUACGGCCACGUUCAAUUCGGUGGUUGAUCCUGUACUGUCCUAAACUCCCAACAACACGCACACACUCAUACUCACUCACUCACAAACAUGCUGGGUAAGCAAGGAAAUAAAUACAUCUACUGAUUGUCGCCAUGUGCAGGUUCGACGCUUUCCUGUGCAUUCAAGUUCAGUAUACAGGAUUCAUAUAUACCAAUAGCAAAACGGUUCAUAACAUCUACACUGACUCCCACUUUCACUCCGAAACCGGGCAGACAGUAAGAUGCAACUCUUCUACUCAUAGCACCAACACACGCAUACCCGCACCCACACAAGGAAGGACAGAAAAUGGUGUGAAUUUACACUCCAAACGGACGGGAGCGUUUGGAAGCAGCAAAAAAAAACACACACUUUUACACCUAUAUACGGAACAGGUAAAACAAUACACAAGUAUGCACACGAUCAUCACGUCACGCGUCGUUUUCACAUCGUGCGAUAAUAAGACAACGCAGCAAAAUAUUCUUCACAGCAAAAAAAAAACCCCUUCUCACCAUAAGCAAAUUUCACGUUAUUUUAAGCGAAUCUUACGACUACCACGAAACGAUUCAAACUCAUGAAACUCAACCAAAUUACGGAAAUAAAGAAGAGGUGAGACGAGAAGGGAAACAUCUUUAGCCAUACAUUCGAGAGCAUAGAAAAGGGAAAGAAACAGAAACAACAGCAAACCAAAAAUAAACAACAACAAAAAAUCACACUUGUAAAAUAUUAUAAAUAUAUAACUAUGACGAAGUGACGCAAGGAACACGGGAAUACAAAAAAAAGCAUUAAAACAAGAAGCAGCUGGGAGAAGAAAAAAAAAGCAAGCUGAAAAUCAUCGUGCGGAUGAACGUUUAGGUUAAUAAUAUGGAAGAAUCCCGUACGAAGAAAUAGAAACAGUGAGCAGGAGAACUGCAUUGAAAAAUAAGAAGAACUAGAAGGAAUAAAAAACAUAAAUAGCAAACCAAACGAUGGUGAUGAUGAACACAGAAAAAAAAACAAAAAGCAAGAACAUACGUGAAGGUAAUAGUAAUAACAACAGCAGGUAAAUUAAAAAUGAAAAUAUGAGAGCAAAAGAAUUCCCAAUAACAAAAAAAAAAACAACAACACACACAACCAAGCGAAGCAGCAAGAAGGUGAGAGAAAGAAACAAAUCUUAGUUAAAUAUAAAUUAUAUUAAAAUUUAAAUUAAAUAAUUGAAGAAAAAAAGUAAAACAAAUAUUUAAAAAUACUAUGAUAAUAAAUUACAAUUAUUAUAAAUUAAUUUUUAUCAUAACUGAACAAAAACAGGCACGUGCAGUUAUAGAUGGGCCACAAAAACCGUGCAAGUAAUACGCGUUUGCAGAAGGCAGGGUUCGCGGGCGUGUAACGAAUGCGGAAAUUUAUGCGGUCUAGGAAAGCUCUAGGGUAACUUUUUGCCAAGUCUGUCUGUCUGUCUGUCGUGCCGGACACACAUACACACUCACCAGCGCGUGAGCCUUGUUUGAUUCGGAUUCUGCCGCAGCGGAAUCGUCCUUUGCCUGGUCAAACUACCUUUUUAGAGUCCGGCCCGGUACGGUAUCAUAAGCGGGGGACACAACAAUACAUACACACAAACAUACACACAAACACACCAAUGAGGGACGCAGCGAAGGACACGUGAAGACAUAAUUAAGUAAGCACCAAACAAACCUGUGCCGUGUUUGUGCGAUCGAGCCGAACGCAUCAAGCGCAAUAAACGUAUCUGUUUCUCUCUCUCUCCCAUCUGAUAAACGAAUGUAAGAAAAAACCAAACACACAGAAAUAAAAGCAAGAUGAAAUAGGGAAGCAAGCAACAUAAAAAAACCAACAAAAAAAAAACAAACAAAGGUAAGACAUUUUCUCUAACUCUAAUGCUAAAUAACGUAAAGUUUAAAACCACAUCCCACAAGCAACAAAACCCAAAAGAAAAAUAAUAACAAAGGUAAACCAUACCGUACCGCGCAUACAACUCUAUACUGCAAAACAAAUGCCUGAUGUGUGAUGAAGAAAUGUGAAAGCAACACAACAACAAACCAGCAACAAACAAACGAAUAAAAACGCUAAAACCCCACAUUUUUCUUCUCACAAUAACUUGCAGGAGGAUAUCUAACUGAAAUAAAACAACAGCUAACAAAGGAAAACAACAACAAAACAAACAUAAUACACACAAUUACACAAUUCCUCACAUACAAACUUACGGAAUGAAACAAAUACCAGACGAAGCAAAUAACAAAAUGAACAAAUACAAUUAACAAUUGUGAAUUAUGAUGAUUAUUACAAUUAUUGCUAGCUAGUAAAAGCAGAAAGAAUCCAGAUACCGCUCACAGAGGUAAAACAAGAAGGUACCAUGGACUCAUGGACACAAGUAAAAGAAGAAAAAGAAAAAAAGAAGAAAAGAAAAAUAAAACAAAAAACAAAACAAUUCGAUACAUGGAGAUACAUUUACGGGAGCGCAUGCACACUUAAAACAUAUUCUACUUUUAUUAAGCAAAAAAAAAACAAACAAAAUGAAAGUAAGCAAGUCCCCACCAACCAAAACAAAAUAAAACAAACAA